Messenger RNA from Acaulospora colombiana, 1273 nucleotides. Lineage: Eukaryota; Fungi; Glomeromycota; Glomeromycetes; Diversisporales; Acaulosporaceae. The record is from the annotation of a GenBank genome assembly.
AUGAAUCCUAAUCCUUUUAAUGCACCUUUUUCCAGUUCCGAUGACGUUGUUAAUUUUGUACGAACGAACGCAACGGCAUGCAUCUUGAACUCUGACCAUUUGUAUCUUUAUGAGACGCCAACCGAAUCCCAAACGAGAGGACAGGGAAACGGUCGCUCAAGAAAUAGGGUUUCAUGUCAUCGUUUAAACUCAUUACUGUCUCUAAAAGGAGUAUUGCCUUCUAACUCCCCUUUGGUGCCUCCUUUGGCCUUCAGGCGUUUUUUCCAAUGCCGUAUCGAGGUCAGUAGUCUAUUUAAAGUUGCCGAAAGUUAUUUUCGUCCGGCCAUCUACCCAGACUCGACCUUGCUUUGCCUCAUUUCGUUGCUCCCUUCCAAACCAUUGCACCUAGUGCAAGAAAGUCAUUCUUUAAGCGACGAUCUUUUCAUUUUGUGGCUCUUGGAGCUACCGCUAGCGAGUGGAAAGAACGAACUAUUUACCAGUGCGUGGUUCUUUAUUUCUUUGCUCAUCAGUCCUUCUUGCUUACAGUCGCUACUCAGAAUUAUUACCGACCGAUUCGCUCUGCAUUCAUCCCUCCCUCAAUCAACACCUUGCAACGUCGCGGAUCAAGCAUUCUGUGGAGGAACAUGGAACGCUAUCACCGAGAAUCUGGACUAUAUCCAAUCAAUGGGCUUCUCCGCUAUCUGGAUCUCUCCCGUACACAAGAAUUACGACGGUCCACGUACGGCAUAUGGAGACGCAUACCAUGGAUACUGGGUGACUGAUAUUGGCCAGCUCAACGAUCGGUUUGGUACAGCUGCAGAUUUGAAGAGUCUCAGCGAUGAAGAGCAAUACCACCCCUACUGCCCUAUGCGAUAUGGAGAUAUGCAAUCAGAGCAGCAUUGCUGGAUGGGAGAUACCAAGGUUGCACUAAUGGACGUGAAUACCGAAGAUCCCGAAGUUAUCUCAUCCUACUCCUCUUGGAUCAAAGAUUUUGUCCAGCAAUACAAUAUCGAUGGCCUCCGUCUUGAUGCAGCAAAACAUGUCCGAGGUGACUUUUGGCCACCGUUCUGUCAAACCGCCGGAGUCUUCUGUAUGGGCGAAGUUUAUGAGCAGGAAGCGACGAAAGGCGCACUUUGGCAAACGGACUCGCUGAACCCUACGGCCAGCUCGUCUGCCACUGGCGGCAGUGGUUCGGACCCGGCCGGCAUGGACAGCAUCUUGAACUUUCCUCUCUAUUGGACGCUGGAUAAUACGGGACUGGGGCAGCUGUACAGAGGCUUUGGGAUGGGCGUUG